AAACCUCGCUCGCCGCAGUGACGAUGCGGAUGUGCCUCGCAGCGAGAGCCUCGGUGCAGUCGAGACAAUUAACUUGGUGCACUACAUUCGACGGAACCCAAGUCGCAAUCGAUAGCUUAGGCGAUCACUAUCAUAAUGAACCCUUAGAAUCCAGAAAUUGGUAUAUUGUAUUUUGUGGGUUGAAGGGUUGUGCGUCCGGGAGGUUGGUUGGUAUAUCUCUGGUUUUUGAGUAAUUUUUUUUAGUGUUGGAGGCAUCGAAUUUCAUUGAAGGGUUGGGAGAUUGUGGUGUCUUAGAAGCGAUCGACAACGGGUGCCAAGAUGCGAGCUGUUCAGAUUACCCGGUUGCUGCAAAACCUAGCCUCGCAGGGCGCUGCUGCGGCUUCAUACUCAUCCUUACGGCGCCUCGCACCUUUGGCGAGCCAGCAAUCCAGUUUGUGUCGCCUAUACGCCCGAGAUUCUUCCACGGAAUCUUUUGCAUGGAGCGUUGGGUCAGAGCCUGGUGCUUCCACGGGAGCUCCGGCGAGUGAUGGAGCGCAGGAAAAUGGGGCAACCUCAGGUGGGGCAUCCAGCUAGGUUUAUAGCUCUCCGUGUUUUGAAAAGUUUACGAGGAACGUUUGUUGCUGCAGAACAUCGGCAGGUCUUGUUCUUGAACUGAAGUAUGAAUGAGCCGAAUGAUUGCCGACCACAGUAGCUUUGGACUUGGAGCAAGUUUUAAAAACACAAGUGACAAAGACUCGGCAAGCGAUGAAGAGGCUGUGGACGAGAAGUCCCAGGUUCUCCGUGCGGCCAUGUCUCACGUGUCAAGGCUAGGGUGGACAGAAUCUGCUCUUGUGCAAGGUGCGAAGGACGCCGGGUUGUCGCCUGCCAUCGUGGGCUCUUUCCCACGCAAAGACGCCGCUCUUGUCGAGUUCUUCAUGGAUGAGUGCAACCGUCAUCUGGAAGACGAAGUUGAAGCCCGUGAGAAAGAGUUGUCCUCCAUGCUUCUUGCGGAGCGCAUAGCACAGCUUGUACGUCUACGUUUACAAAUGCAGAUCCCCUUCCUUUCGAAGUGGCCUCAAGCUCUUAGUAUACAGGCGCAUCCCAUGAAUGCUGCAACGGCGUUGAAGCAAAGGGCGGUGCUUAUGGAUGACAUUUGGCACGCAGUUGGCGAUCGGUCUACAGACAUGGAUUGGUACACUAAACGCGCGUUGUUGGGUGGCGUUUAUGCAGCCACUGAACUGUACAUGCUUACCGACUACUCUCCAGGUCAUCGUGACUCUUGGGCCUUUUUGGAGCGCAGGAUAAAGGAUGCUAUUGAUUGCAGAAAGACUGCACAAGAGGCUUCGCAAUUGGCGCAGGCUGUCGGCAUGGGUUUGAGCAAUUCACUCUCUUCUCUCUUUAGCAGGGGUUCUCAGAUGUAGUGCGUGUCUAGUGUCGAAAUGGUAGAAUGUACAUGACGAUGCAAUGGCAUGCAUACAAUGACUUUCAGUCGGCACUUUUUCCUAAUAAGUGUUUUAUAAAGUUUCUCUUUUCCAAACUAAGGUAUAGUAUCGACAUUUUUCUAUGGAAGAAGUCCCAUGCUCGCGUUCCCUACGCAGCAUCCUGGUAUAGUCAUCUGUGGUUGAAUAGAGUUUCUCCACUUAGGGAAGUUGGGGAUUUUGGA
Molecule: messenger RNA, 1642 nt
Organism: Physcomitrium patens
Lineage: Eukaryota; Viridiplantae; Streptophyta; Bryopsida; Funariales; Funariaceae
Source: RefSeq, a predicted model, not a curated record